UUGUGACAGUUCAAGCAAAUCUUAUUGGUGAAGGAGUUUCUAUGUGACUUUUUCUAAGUAGCUAUUUCCUUACAUAUCGUUACGUGUGAAAGUAGACUGAACAUCAACCUCUCUCAGGAAGGAAGGACUGCAGAGGAGAAAAUCUUACUAUUUUAAAGUACUUGUGGUAAAAUUCUGCUUCCAUCUUAAGAAGAAAAGUUGGUACAGCAUAAUGUUAUGCUUUUUAGAUUGGUACUUACCUGUACUGUGAAAAGUUAACUUCUUUGGUGAGAUGUAUUUCUCGGAAAAGUUUGAUAUUGAAGAUGACAUAAACAAGAAUACAGUCACUGCACAUGAAGGAAUCCCUUCUGGUAUCUUGUCUCAGACUAUGAAUUACGUGGGACAGCUUGCAGGACAAGUUCUAGUUACUGUGAAGGAACUAUAUAAAGGCAUUAACCAGGCCACUCUUUCGGGAUGCAUCGAUGUAAUUGUGGUUCGGCAGCAGGAUGGUACAUACCAGUGUUCUCCUUUCCAUGUCCGAUUUGGGAAGCUUGGGGUUCUGCGUUCUAAGGAAAAAGUGCUUCUUUUCACUGCCGCCACACAUUGAGUGGAUGUUUUCAGAGAGCUAUCCACAAUGAUUCAAAGAUCUUUCUUGAAAGGUAACAACUAAUUUAGACCCUAUCAUUUUGUAUGUAUGUUAGGAUUGUUUUCUAAUAUGCAUUACAGUAGAAACUCAGUUACGAACACCAGAGUUACGAACUGACUGGUGAG
This is a messenger RNA of Chelonoidis abingdonii (Abingdon island giant tortoise), 750 nucleotides long. The record is from RefSeq and is a predicted model, not a curated record. Lineage: Eukaryota; Metazoa; Chordata; Testudines; Testudinidae.